Drosophila persimilis is the source of this 1033-nucleotide messenger RNA. It is a transcript of the gene Mlc-c, whose product is annotated as myosin-2 essential light chain. The record is from RefSeq and is a predicted model, not a curated record. NCBI's taxonomy places the organism in Eukaryota, Metazoa, Arthropoda, Insecta, Diptera, Drosophilidae. Gene Ontology annotation, cellular component: myosin II complex. The coding region runs from base 72 to 515 and encodes 147 amino acids. The transcript is spliced from 3 exons. Gene Ontology annotation, molecular function: myosin heavy chain binding; calcium ion binding.
AAUUUUUGCGUUCGCACUCUUAUUCCGUGUUUUGUGUUGUUUUUCCCCAGCCAGCCUACCAACAAAUCGAUAUGGCAGCUUACACCGAGGAUCAGUUGGCUGAGUUCCAGGAGGCCUUCAAUCUGUUUGACAAUCGCGGCGAUGGCAAAAUUCAGCUGGCCCAAGUGGGCGAAUGCCUGCGGGCCCUCGGCCAGAAUCCCACCGAGUCGGACGUGAAGAAGUGCACGCACCAGCUGAAGCCAGACGAGCGCAUCUCGUUCGAAGUGUUUCUGCCCAUCUACCAGGCCAUAUCGAAGGCCCGCUCCGGGGACACGGCCGAUGACUUCAUCGAGGGGCUGCGUCACUUUGACAAGGACGCCAGUGGCUACAUCUCGUCCGCCGAGCUGCGCCAUCUCCUGACCACGCUGGGCGAGAAGCUCACCGACGAGGAGGUGGAACAGUUGCUGGCCAACAUGGAGGACCAGCAGGGCAACAUCAACUACGAGGAGUUUGUCCGCAUGGUCAUGAGCGGCUAGGGCUUGGCAGGGUCCCAUCCCCAAAAACCUCGACGAGAACAAGAAGCAUCCACACAAAACAAAACAAAAAAACAGUAGCAACAAUAACACUAUACACCUGCCAAUCUGUCGGCUAUCGCAGCCGAUAGCCGACAUGUAGUUCAUUCCGCCAGAAUAUUAAACUCCGAAAUUCCAAUUUUCGUAUUCCUAUGCCCCAUGUCCUUUGUCCAUCAAAGGACUAUCAGAAUUAAUAUUCCAACGAAAGACAAAACAACUGAACACAACGACCAACGAUGGAACCAGAGCGAGAGAGAGAGAGAGAGAGAGAGUUGGAGCAGCAGGCAGGAGACCAGGGCAGCUCUACCGCCCCGCCCCGCCCCAAAACAGAACUAACCAUCGACGUAGCAGAGCAACACACAGACACACUACACUCUUGAAUAACGAUUAAUCAAUCCAGUAGACAUCAUAAUGGCCGCAGGAAUAACUUGUGCGUAUUAUUCUGAAGAAAUAAGAGAAAUUUGAACAGUAAUUAAACCCGA